UCGAUUUGCUUUAAAGUGACAUUUUCCACACUUAUUUUUCCCUCAGCAUGCUUCCACAUGGGGGAGACAUCUACCUCUCCAAGAACCUUUAACAUUUUUUAAGAUAAAAAGAGAGAAAGAGGGAGAGGAGAAGAGAGAAAUAUGAAAAUAUUUCCUCUUUGGAAAAGCAUUACAAAAAUCUGAGGAUUUUCUCCAAGACAGACAGAAAAAAAACAAGAACGGAGGAACACAGAACAAAUAUAGAAUAAAAAAGUAAAAAGGAUUGAGUAAAAAAAAAAGCAAAGAAGAGGCAUCCAGCUCUUUUUUUAAUCUAUAAUUUUUUCAAAUUUCAUCACCUUAGAAGUACGGUAAAUAAUAAAUUCUAACUGACAGACUGGAGGAGGAGGAGGAGGAGAAGGCAGGAACGCAGCAAACCUUGGCUUAAGUCAGGAAAAGCAGUUGGGUGUGUGAGUGCCGAAGGUGGGGGAGAGAAGAGGAGGAGUGAGACAUUCUUUAAACUAAGAAGUGAAACGAGAAGAAGAAGUGGAGUGACAGAAGCAGGGGAAGGAGGGAGAAGCGUCUUCUGGACAUGGGGCUUUGUGCCGUUCUCCUCAUCUGCCUCUCCCAGGCUGAGCUGGGGACCGUCUUAGGUCAGGAGCAAAAAGAUGCUCAAAGUGGGCCCGCUCUGCGAGCAGAUGGAGGUCCAUCCCACUUCCACAGAACCAGAGGAGACCAGCAGAGUCACCAAAAACACAGAGAGGCUCGCAGUGCCCAGGCCGAUGGAGUCGACAUCAGCCCCCUGCCUGACAACAUGACACGCAUAGUGGAAGACUCGCAGAAAUAUUACACAUGGAAGAGUUUUGGUCCUACAGACCGAGAGACGGAUAGUUUAUGGGUGGAUCUAAACAGUCUACACAGGGGACAGGUUAAAAUCCACGGCAUACUGUCCAACACACACCGACAAGCAGCGAGGGUGGCUCUGUCUUUUGAUUUCCCUUUUUACGGACACAACUUGAGACAGAUAAUUGUUGCAACUGGAGGGUUCAUCUUCAUGGGCGACAUUACUCAUAGAAUGCUGACAGCCACUCAAUACGCCGCGCCUCUCAUGGCCAAUUUUGAUCCGAGCUCCUCCACUAACUCAACAGUGAGGUAUUCAGACAACGGUAAUUUGUUUGUGGUGCAGUGGGACAAAGUCCGGCUAAAAGACAGAGAGGAUGAAGGAUCUUUUACGUUCCAGGCGGCCCUCCACAGUAAUGGCACCAUCGUUUUUAACUAUAGAGAUAUACCCGUUCCAGUAGAAGAAAUGAAUUCCCCUGAGCAUCCUGUCAAAGUGGGACUGUCAGACGCUUUCAUGGCCUUUCAUCCUGCGUCAGUAUCAGGCAUAAAGCGGCGCACCAUCUACGAAUAUCAUCGGGUUGAGAUAGACACUACCAAGAUCGUCAGCAGAUCUGCAUUUGAGUUCAUCCCUUUGCCCACUUGUCUCCAGCACACGUCCUGUGACCUCUGCCUGACAUCCAACCUGACCACCGGCUGCGGCUGGUGCAACACGCUCCAGCGAUGCUCAGAUGGUAUAGACCGCCAUAGACUUGAGUGGUUGGAGUACAACUGCACCAAGGAGGCCAAAGGAACCUGUGAAGACUUCAACCCAAUGGAAUCUGAGGGAUCUAUGGGUCCAUUCAACCACUCAUUUCCUGGUCCAACACCUUCAGCAGGUCUUGAAGACCUCGUUACCAGGAAUUUACCAAUCGAUCUUCCAAACCACAAGGGGAUCAGUGAGAACACGGCCAUCAUAGCAGGUGUAGUGGCUGCACUAGUUCUGCUUGUGGCUUUGACCUUGCUGGCUGUUUACUACAUCAAUACCCAUCCCACAAUUGCUCCUCCGUUCUACCUCAUGCAGCGACACACACCAAACUACUGGCCUUCCACAAAGUUCCGCAACCAAGGAUGCCACUCCAGUUACGCUGAAGUGGAGUUUGGAGUUCACGAGAAGGAGGGUUUCAUUGAAGCAGAGCAGUGCUGCUAAGAACCUUGGACUCAGACUCUUCAGGAGGAAGAAUACAAACGGUCUUGGGAUUGUUGAAGAACCAAACAAGGCUGAAUAUGGACAAUGAGGCACACCACUGACACACGAUGUCAUUGCUCCAACCUCUGUGGCUGGAGAGUGUUUACUGCUCUCAAAGCCUCUUUCCUUCUUUCUUGUGAUUGUUUUCAUGCUGUUUUCAGUCACUGCUUUAGCCGUUUGACUCAAGGGUUGAAGUUGAGACGCAAAGGAGUACCUGGCCAAGACCCAUGAACGCCGUCAGGAAAUGAAUGAAACAAGUCUUUAUUCUGCAAACCAAUGUAAUGCUCAGUUUAACUUUGUGUUCCUGUUAUCAUCCAUUUCACGGGGUUAAUUAUGUUUCCUCAGUGUUGUUUUCUUAACUGCACUAGCGUUUGUUUAUGAACGCUGCUCACAUGUGGACUUUUCUUCAACAGAUAUCUAGUUGCAUAAAUGAUAGUGAAUAAAAUGCUCAUCUUGGAGAAAAACUGUAUGAAUGAAUUUAAGUGUAAUCAAAUUCCAAUAAUUUUCUCUGACUCUCUUUGGUUUAAAUGUCUUCUAAUAAAACUGUGCGAUCAGU
Messenger RNA from Oryzias melastigma (Indian medaka), 2597 nucleotides. Its product is annotated as plexin domain-containing protein 1. The coding region runs from base 569 to 2002 and encodes 477 amino acids. Lineage: Eukaryota; Metazoa; Chordata; Actinopteri; Beloniformes; Adrianichthyidae. The record is from RefSeq and is a predicted model, not a curated record. The transcript is spliced from 13 exons.